GCGAGAGCGGACGCCGAAUGAUAUGACGGGACUGGACACAAACCUCCCUGUGGAAGACGAUCCUGAAACCCGUCAAAAAAUACCUCGCCGAGAUCUAUAAUUGAAAAGCGAAAUUAGUGUGCGGACGAGGGAGAAGCCCCUGGAGAGACCGCCUUAUGGAAUACGAACUGAGCGACGAGGCGGCCGGGCAGACGUGUGCAUUGGGCGGCGCUGCGAUGCUGUGCGGCGGUUCGGCUGACGGCGUCGUCGUCCUCGGCUGAUGGGGCCUCGGCAGUCGCGCUCGUCUCGCUUGCUGAGUUCAUAAGUCUUUUAGCUGCUCCUCCGGCUUUGCUUUAAUAUUUUCUUUUAGUUUUCUUCUUUCUCUUCUUUUUUCUGAUUUGCUGUCUCCGUUGGUACCUACGAAGCAAGUCUGUCUCACCGGAGUGUCUCGGGUGACUGUAGGGAGCUUUUGACGUCCACUUUCUUGACGAAGCAAUAGUGGAUCUAGAUGUAUGCAAGACAAAAAGAAACACACGUCAUACUUGUAGUUUAGGUCAGUCGUCUGUCUGACAGUACGAUACACACAAAAAUUAAUUCUGAUCCUGAAGAGAAGCAAUCAGCCUGGCGAUUUCAGACGAGCCACGAAACUUCAAUGAUCAAAGGCGGCUUUCGAAGGAGCGUCCAUGAGCUGGCCAAGACCAGCGACGCCGUCAGCAUGCAACAACAGCAGCACCCCAUCACGACAGUUAGAACAACCACCAACAGCUUUUUCAGCAAUAAAUCCUCCCCCAUUGGUGGCGUCCAUAUACCCACCAUCAGCUGCGGGACCCACACCGCACACCGAACAAACACAGCAUGCCAUGGCAGCACCUUCAGAAGAAUCAGCAACGCGACGCCUUUUCCCCAGGCCGACGACCCACGCACCUUCACGUCGAUCGUCGAAGGCUGCGACGGCGACCGAGGGGCUCAGAUGAGCAGGGCUGACGUAGGCGGAUGCACAGGCGGGUCGUCCGAGAACCCCGGGGGCGUCCUCGGGAGCCAUAACAGCGGCACGACGGUCGGCAAUCUGGGUCUCGAUCCUGCGGCAGGGGGCGUCGGCUCGAACGGAGGCGGAGGCGACGACCUGACGUCCCUGAGCUGGCUUCACUCACUCGACAUGUGCGGGAUGGUGCCCCAUCUGGCCACUCCGCCCACGCCCCCGGCUUCCCCACAGCCACAGAACCUCCUGGCCUCCUCCCAGAUGCUGCACAACUCUCCUGCGGACAAAAAGCGGAAAGCGGAAUUACAGGAGAAGCAAGACAACAUCGACUACUCGGUCGACGGCAGCGUGAAGCCUCCUUACAGCUACGCGGCCUUGAUUGGGAUGGCCAUGAAAGAGAACCAGAACAAAAUGACGCUCUCGGCCAUCUACAAGUGGAUCAAGGAGAACUUCGCUUACUACAAGACCGCUGAUCCAUCGUGGCAGAACUCGAUCCGCCACAACCUGUCCCUCAACAAGUGCUUCCUCAAGGUGCCUCGGAGCAAAGACGAGCCGGGCAAGGGCGGCUUCUGGCGCCUGGACCCCGAGUACGCCGACUCCCUCGUCGACGGCGUGUUCAAGAAGCGGCGGCCGUCGCGCCCCGCGCCCCCGCCGCCCGCCAAAUCCAAGAAGACCCGCCGGCAGGGGCCGCAGGCGCAGCCUAGCCCCGGUCUUCACCAACACCUGCAGCACCAGCAGCACCUCGCUCAGCCGGGCCAGCAGGGGGCUCAGCACACCAUCGGAGGAGAGAUGAAGGUCGUGGUGCAGCCCGUGCAGGCGGCCUUCAUGCCGCCGCCCAGCACCAAGCCGCCGCCGAGGCCCAACGUCUUCCUCCAGCACGACGGUGUUGGUAUAGACACUGGUAUCAGUGAAUCCCUGAAGGACGACCUCGUGUGGUCGACUCUGCUCGGCGACGAGGUCCCGGACGACGCGUGGCCGUGUCGGACGCAGGAGCUGGUGACGGACCUCAGCCACACGGGCGAUCCCUCGACGUACCCGGCCAUCACCACCAGCGCCGCCGCCGCCGCCGCCACGCAGAUCGUCCACCCGCAUCCGCCCCACCCCGUCACCUACCCGCACGUCCUCCACGUGGCCACCCACCCGAGCCCCCAGCACCAGCAGAUCGUAACCAUCACCACCUCGUCCUCCCCUCUGUCGUCAGCCUCGUCCACGUCCCCGGGUCUGCCGUCCCUGGAGCUGAGCCCGGAGUCCCUCGGGGUGGAGGAGGAACUCUUCACCAGCCCCGAGUACUCGGAAGCCUCCAACGAAUCCUCCCUAGACAUCAGCGGCAGCCACGGGGGAUGGGGAAAGGGGGGUUACUGCGAGCUUCCCUCUAUCAGCACCUUCUGCAGCGGCUUGACUCAACUCACGCCGCUUGAGCCCUCCAGUGCGCCCGUGCUAGUACAAGACGCCCACGCCUGGGGCCCCGACGCCAGCUGGGACGAAGCCAAGACUCUAUCCUUACUCGAUGCCAACCUUGAUUUUGAUAACCUCAUAGACUUGGAUGUUCUUGGAAAUUAAUCAAUACAGUAUAUAAUUGAAAGUGUUGGCUGAGAUAGGAUACUCGAUAAGCGAAGUAGAGAACGACUUUUGUAAAAAUGUGUAGUCUGUACCAAAUUGUCCUUUUAAGCAAGUCGUUCCUAACCAGUCCUGAAUUCGUUGUGCCAUAGCCUGAACUGGGAGCAGAAUUUUACAUUCGCUCAAGCUUAAAGAUGCUGUUAAAUGCACACAGUGAACACAUUAAGCACAAAGUUUGAUUUUGGUGCGAAAUUUGUCUGCAGAUAUCAUCCGAAAUGUUACAUGUCUCAGAAUGGAUGCUGUGUAUCUAUUUGUUUUCUGGGAAAUACAUAAAGGUAAACAGCUGAUUGCAGUUGCCUUUAGCUGCCCAUUCUGUAUUAUAUGUACCAUUUUGGAUGAAAGACAGUUUCGUUAGGAUACUUAAACUAGUCUAAAUAUGUGGUUUUCGAAUUUAGCUUGUAAAUAAAGCGAUGUUUGCUAAGCUAUACUGUGACUUAGUCUAGUCAUAUAGUGUACAUUUUCUUUCCUUGUAUCUAUCUCUUGUUUUUCAUCCAUCGCGAAAUAACUGUAACUGUAAUAUAUCGUCAUAUAUCUAAGGUCAUACAGUAGUGAAAUUUAAAAGGUAUUUUUCUUCUGUAACGUAGCAUUAAUGUCUGUAAUUUGCCGUCCUUUGGCGCUCGACCCUUACACUCCGUCCAGUCUAUGUCAGUCCAGGACCUGCAAGAUGAGACCGAAUCUCCGUCCGGCGGGUCCUGGCGGAGCGAGAGAGCGUGGCUGCGAGCGAGCGAGUCAGCGGAGCGGAUCAGCAUGACCGUGCGUGGACGGCAUCGAUUCGGAAACGUGCGUUGGGUGCCUGUCUAUGCUGUGUGUGUAUGCUUGUGGAUGUGC
This is a messenger RNA of Penaeus monodon (black tiger shrimp), 3403 nucleotides long. Its product is annotated as hepatocyte nuclear factor 3-alpha-like. Bases 632 to 2518 code for a protein of 628 amino acids. Gene Ontology annotation, molecular function: DNA-binding transcription factor activity; sequence-specific DNA binding. The transcript is spliced from 3 exons. Gene Ontology annotation, biological process: regulation of DNA-templated transcription. The record is from RefSeq and is a predicted model, not a curated record. Lineage: Eukaryota; Metazoa; Arthropoda; Malacostraca; Decapoda; Penaeidae.